Oncorhynchus masou masou (cherry salmon) is the source of this 4252-nucleotide messenger RNA. RefSeq names its product protein rogdi homolog. The record is from RefSeq and is a predicted model, not a curated record. Lineage: Eukaryota; Metazoa; Chordata; Actinopteri; Salmoniformes; Salmonidae. The annotation marks the transcript as partial. The transcript has 6 exons. Gene Ontology annotation, cellular component: RAVE complex.
AUCCAGGAUGCUAGGAACCAUGUGAAUCAGGCUCUGCAGCUGCUGAGUGGUAGAGAUGAGAGCUACCACUUUAAGACUGGGGCCGAGGUCAACAAGCUGAUGGACGCGGUGAUGCUCCAGCUGACCAGGGCUCGUAACCGCCUCACCACUCCGGCAGCCAUGACCCUGCCGGAGCUGGCCACCAGCGGCCUCAUGAAAAUGUUCACUCCUCCAUUGCCAGGCGAUGUGAUGGUGAACUUCUAUAUCAACCUGAGUAAGCUGUGUCUGACUGUCUACCAGCUGCACGCAAUGCAGCCCAACACCACCAAGAACUUCAAGCCAUCUGGGAGCUCCGUGUUACACAACCCCGGAGCCAUGUUCGAGCUGAACAAUGCUAAGUUUGAGGUGAGCCAGGUUCACAAGGUGGAGUGUGUUGUCCCCUGGCUCAACAACACCCUGAUCUUCUUCACCAUCUCACUGCAGCUCUGUCAGCAGCUCAAGGACAAGAUUUCCGUCUUCUCUAGUUUCUGGAACUACCGACCGUUCUAACCUCCUGCAGCUAGCUGACUGUCAGAAUGCCUUGGUGUUAGCUGACCGUCAGAAGGCCUAGGUGUUCUAACCUCCUGCAGCUAGCUGACCGUCAGAAUGCCUAGGUGUUCAAACCUCCUGCAGCUAGCUGAACGUCAGAAUGCCUAGGUGUUCUAACCUCCUGCAGCUAGCUGACCGUCAGAAUGCCUCGGUGUUAGCUGACCGUCAGAAUGCCUCAGGGUUCUAACCUCCUGCAGCUAGCUGACCGUCAGAAUGCCUCGGUGUUAGCUGACCGUCAGAAUGCCUCAGGGUUCUAACCUCCUGCAGCUAGCUGACCGUCAGAAUGCCUCGGUGUUCUAACCUCCUGCAGCUAGCUGACCGUCAGAAUGCCUAGGUGUUCUAACCUCCUGCCGCUAGCUGACCGUCAGAAUGCCUAGGUGUUCUAACCUCCUGCAGCUAGCUGACCGUCAGAAUGCCUAGGAGUUCUAACCUCCUGCAGCUAGCUGACCGUCAGAAUGCCUAGGAGUUCUAACCUCCUGCAGCUAGCUGACCGUCAGAAUGCCUAGGAGUUCUAACCUCCUGCAGCUAGCUGACCGUCAGAAUGCCUAGGUGUUCUAACCUCCUGCAGCUAGCUGACCGUCAGAAUGCCUAGGUGUUCUGUCCAAAUCCUUCACACAAACCAACCCAGAUAAAAGGGAUGUCUUGAAAAUAUUGUCUGAAUUGAAGUGGGUUUUGUUUGUGUAAUUUACAGGAGAACAGCCGGAUCAAAACCCAUAUACAUUACCAGUGUUUAGUAUUCCAGGGUUUAGGGCCCAUCCAUGUGUUACAGCUGCUUUAAUCCAGUCCCAAAUCAAACCCUAACCCCUAGACUACACUCCCUACUUGUGAAGAAAGUAUAGGGCUAAGCAAUAUGGUGGAGCUACUACCAUAUUGCUAUAUCUAUCCAAUACAUUCAGUGUUUCCCAUAGAUGGGAGUCGUUAGCGCAAUGACUGACUGGAAGUCUAUGGGAAUGAAUAUAGGGGAAACACUGCAUGACUAGAAGUCUAUGGGAAUGAAUAUAGGGGAAACACUGCAUGACUAGAAGUCUAUGGGAAUGAAUAUAGGGGAAACACUGCAUGACUAGAGGUCUAUGGGAAUGAAUAUAGGGGAAACACUGCAUGACUAGAAGUCUAUGGGAAUGAAUAUAGGGGAAACACUGCAUGACUAGAAGUCUAUGGGAAUGAAUAUAGGGGAAACACUGCAUGACUAGAAGUCUAUGGGAAUGAAUAUAGGGGAAACACUGCAUGACUAGAAGUCUAUGGGAAUGAAUAUAGGGGAAACACUGCACUCUGAUCUAGACAAGUCGGGACUAGGGGUUGCUUUAGGAUUGGGUGCACUUGUCUCUCUGUGUGUCAUCCGUUGUAUAGUACUAACUAACUUGGAUCUCCCUGUUGUAUAGUACUAACUAGGACCUUGUUGUAUAGUACUAACUAACUUGGACCUCCCUGUUGUAUAGUGCUAACUAGGACCUCCUUGUUGUAUAGUACUAACUAGGUUGGACCUCCUUGUUGUAUAGUACUAACUAGGUUGAACCUCCCUGUUGUAUAGUACUAACUAGGUUGAACCUCCCUGUUGUAUAGUACUAACUAGGUUGAACCUCCCUGUUGUAUAGUACUAACUAGGUUGAACCUCCCUGUUGUAUAGUACUAACUAGGUUGAACCUCCCUGUUGUAUAGUACUAACUAACUAGGUUGAACCUCCCUGUUGUAUAGUACUAACUAACUAGGUUGAACCUCCCUGUUGUAUAGUACUAACUAGGUUGAACCUCCCUGUUGUAUAGUACUAACUAACUAGGACCUCCCUGUUGUAUAGUACUAACUAGGUUGAACCUCCCUGUUGUAUAGUACUAACUGUGGUCCUGUGUGGCUCAGUCGGUAGAGCAUGGCGCUUGCAACGCCAAGCGUCGUGGGUUCGAUUCCCGCUGGGGCCACCCAUAUGUAAAAGUAGUGGCCCCAGCCGACUUGUAAGUCGCUUUGGACAAAAGCGUCUGCUAAAUGGGAUAUAUUAUUAUUAUUAUUAUUAUUAACUAACUAGGACCUCCCUGUUGUAUAGUACUAACUAGGACCUCCCUGUUGUAUAGUACUAACUAGGACCUCCCUGUUGUAUAGUACUAACUAGGACCUCCCUGUUGUAUAGUACUAACUAGGACCUCCCUGUUGUAUAGUACUAACUAGGACCUCCCUGUUGUAUAGUACUAACUAGGACCUCCCUGUUGUAUAGUACUAACUAGGACCUCCCUGUUGUAUAGUACUAACUAGGACCUCCCUGUUGUAUAGUACUAACUAGGACCUCCCUGUUGUAUAGUACUAACUUGGACCUCCCUGUUGUAUAGUACUAACUAGGACCUCCCUGUUGUAUAGUACUAACUAGGACCUCCCUGUUGUAUAGUACUAACUAGGACCUCCCUGUUGUAUAGUACUAACUUGGACCUCCCUGUUGUAUAGUACUAACUAGGACCUCCCUGUUGUAUAGUACUAACUUGGACCUCCUUGUUGUAUAGUACUAACUAGGACCUCCCUGUUGUAUAGUACUAACUAGGACCUCCCUGUUGUAUAGUACUAACUUGGACCUCCCUGUUGUAUAGUACUAACUAGGACCUCCCUGUUGUAUAGUACUAACUAGGUUGGACCUCCCUGUUGUAUAGUACUAACUAGGACCUCCCUGUUGUAUAGUACUAACUUGGACCUCCCUGUUGUAUAGUACUAACUAGGACCUCCCUGUUGUAUAGUACUAACUAGGACCUCCCUGUUGUAUAGUACUAACUAGGACCUCCCUGUUGUAUAGUACUAACUAGGACCUCCCUGUUGUAUAGUACUAACUAGGACCUCCCUGUUGUAUAGUACUAUCUAGGACCUCCCUGUUGUAUAGUACUAACUAGGACCUCCCUGUUGUAUAGUACUAACUAGGACCUCCCUGUUGUAUAGUACUAACUAGGACCUCCCUGUUGUAUAGUACUAACUAGGACCUCCCUGUUGUAUAGUACUAACUAGGACCUCCCUGUUGUAUAGUACUAACUAGGACCUCCCUGUUGUAUAGUACUAACUAGGACCUCCCUGUUGUAUAGUACUAACUAGGACCUCCCUGUUGUAUAGUACUAACUAGGACCUCCCUGUUGUAUAGUACUAACUUGGACCUCCCUGUUGUAUAGUACUAACUUGGACCUCCCUGUUGUAUAGUACUAACUAGGACCUCCCUGUUGUAUAGUACUAACUUGGACCUCCCUGUUGUAUAGUACUAACUAGGACCUCCCUGUUGUAUAGUACUAACUAGGUUGAACCUCCCUGUUGUAUAGUACUAACUAGGUUGAACCUCCCUGUUGUAUAGUACUAACUAGGUUGAACCUCCCUGUUGUAUAGUACUAACUAGGUUGAACCUCCCUGUUGUAUAGUACUAACUAGGUUGAACCUCCCUGUUGUAUAGUACUAACUAGGUAGGACCUCCCUGUUGUAUAGUACUAACUAGGUUGGACCUCCCUGUUGUAUAGUACUAACUAGGUUGGACCUCCCUGUUGUAUAGUACUAACUAGGUUGGACCUCCCUGUUGUAUAGUACUAACUAGGUUGGACCUCCCUGUUGUAUAGUACUAACUAGGUUGGACCUCCCUGUUGUAUAGUACUAACUAGGUUGGACCUCCCUGUUGUAUAGUACUAACUAGGUUGGACCUCCCUGUUGUAUAGUACUAACUAGGUUGGACCUCCCUGUUGUA